Messenger RNA from Myiozetetes cayanensis, 612 nucleotides. RefSeq names its product transcription initiation factor TFIID subunit 10-like. The transcript is spliced from 2 exons. Gene Ontology annotation, cellular component: early endosome. Lineage: Eukaryota; Metazoa; Chordata; Aves; Passeriformes; Tyrannidae. The coding region runs from base 1 to 612 and encodes 203 amino acids. Gene Ontology annotation, biological process: vesicle cytoskeletal trafficking. The record is from RefSeq and is a predicted model, not a curated record.
AUGAGCGGCAGCGUCGAUGCGAACCCUGCGCCCACCGCGGUGGCCCCACCCAUGCCCGCCGAGGGCAGUAAGCCCAGCCCGACCACUGUGGGCAGCGCUGUGCCUGGGGCAGCGCCGGGCGGGGGAACUGGGGUGGCGCAGGGCGCCGAGGGCGACACGGCCAGCAGAAAGGGGUCUGUACCAGUGUCCACCAUUGUGGCCGCUCCCCCGAACGGGGUCAUGUCCAACUGUGUGUAUGUCCUGCCUGUGACCAAAGGUGACGUGAAGCCCGUGGUGUCCACCACGCCGCUCGUGAACUUCCUGAUGCAACUGAAGGACUGCAUGCCCACGAUACCAGACGCCCUGCGGUGGUGGUUCCUGCACAAACCCAACGUGGCGAAGGCGGUGGAGCAGUUCGUGUCACUGGUGCGGGAACUACGUGCCCAGGAAAGUCUACCCUACACCGCCUGGUGCCAUCUGGCUGUGGCGCGCUGCGCGCAGAGCCUAUUCCACGACCCCGCCAAGGCGACCGCUCUGGUCGAGGCCGUGCGGCUCUUCCUGCGGCAGGAGUGGGACCUGUGGCAGAGCCUGGGGCUGCGCGUCAGUUUCAGCGAACACGUGUUGGUGGCGUAG